Dimorphilus gyrociliatus is the source of this 1560-nucleotide messenger RNA. NCBI's taxonomy places the organism in Eukaryota, Metazoa, Annelida, Polychaeta, Dinophilidae. The record is from the annotation of a GenBank genome assembly.
GGAAUACGGAACCAGACGAAAUUAAUUUGUGUGUUCCGGUAUAUAUUUUUUUCUUGCAAAAACUAUUUCCCAGUCAAACUAAUUUAUCUUUAACGGUUAUAGAAGAUUAUGCGAUAUUCAAGGCUUUACCAGUAUGAAUUCUUUACAAGGAGAGAACGGCAGAAAUCAUAGAAGCUGCUGUCCGUGGAAGCAGAAAAUGCGUAUUCUUGUCUUGGGUGGUAAUGGAUUUAUUGGUAGUGAAAUUGUCAGCUCCUUGUUACAUACUAAACACGUUUUUCGAACGGACUGGGACAUCACGUUGGCCAAUAGGUCCGAAUCUUGGGACUGGGACAAGAAAGAAUUGAUUUAUUCAAGUGUAAAUCAUCUCUUUCUCGAUAGAGAUGAAGACAAUACCAAGCUGACCGACAGCUUCAAAAAGUACCUUCAAAGCAAAGAGCGAAUAGACAUAUGCAUCGAUGUCAGCGGCACUGAGCCGCAUCACUUACGGCAAUCGAUUUCCCUCUUAAGGUUGAAAACUGAUUUAUACGUCUAUAUAUCUUCGGAUUCUGUAUAUGAAGUUUGUAUGAGGAGGAGACACGAUGGUUACUCUAAAGAAAUUGAUGCAAUAAGGCCAUCGAAACAAAGAAUAAGAGAGAAAUUGAAGGAGAGAGACGCCUACGGAGACGAUAAAUUAACAUGUGAAGAAAUGCUAAAAGAACAAUUCUCGUCUGAUGUUUCUAUGCCCUAUGUAAUUCUACGCCUUUGUGACGUCAUCGGGGAAAGGGAUGCUACUGAUCGUUUCUGGUCUCUACAGUUAUGGAUAGAACUUUCUCACAUGAGUGACCUUCCCGUCUACAUUCCACAUACGCUCGAAUAUCAGAAACUCUCAUUAAUCGACGUUAAAGACGUCGCCAGUGUGGUCAGUAACAUGGUCUUAGAUGGACCUAGGCUAUCUCGACGAUAUUGGAAUAAAGCAUUUAAUCUAGCUGCUAAUGACAACAUGACUUUUAUGGAACUAGUUCAAGAAAUGCAAAAUUGUAUGGGAGCCAGUCAAGCUAAAUUAUGUGUUGUCGACAAGUACAGAUUCGAUUUACCCGAAUUUUAUCCUUCUGUAGAAAGAGGACCCAUUGAUACAACGGAAGCAAAAAAGCUUUUGGCUUUUACAGCAACUCCUUUAGCAACAUCCUUGAAUAGGAUUGUUAAUUUCUACACAGAUGCAAGGAAAAAUAACCUAUUUCCUCUGCAAUUCAUGAAGGUCAGGAAGUCUUUGUUUAAAGAUCUGAAGGGAAAUGCCGAGAAGAAAAUUCUUAGGAGAGCUUUUAAAUGCCUGAGGACUAGAACUAACUUUUCGUCUUGUUGUAAUUCAACAGCCGCUGAUGAUAUUCCGACGGAAAAGAAGAAUAGUCUUUCUCCAGAAAUUAGCAGGGGUACAAAGAGAAAAAAAGAAGAGGAAACAGUGGCGUCGAAUGGUAAAAAACAUCAUAAAUUAAUCUUAAAUGGAACGAAUUGAGAGUAGACGUUUUUAUUCUGUGUCCUUAUUGUUUGUUACUAGAUAUAAAUAAAAGACCGAGUUAACAAUCA